This is a messenger RNA of Cyprinodon tularosa, 3966 nucleotides long. Its product is annotated as polycomb protein suz12-B-like. The transcript is spliced from 16 exons. Gene Ontology annotation, molecular function: chromatin DNA binding. The coding region runs from base 566 to 2689 and encodes 707 amino acids. The record is from RefSeq and is a predicted model, not a curated record. Lineage: Eukaryota; Metazoa; Chordata; Actinopteri; Cyprinodontiformes; Cyprinodontidae. Gene Ontology annotation, cellular component: nucleus; ESC/E(Z) complex.
AACAGGAUAUAAUCAGGGCUAACCCGGUUAGCUUUUUCCUACCUCAGAAUCCUACUUGCUAACAGACCCUCGGUGAUUAUAAUGCACAUUUUUGGUUAAUUAUCCGCUUAAGAGCGAUACAGUUGUUACCGGUUUAAGUGUUUUCCCUUUUUCCCCGCGUGGAGGUCGGGUUUUUAGCGUCCUUCUCGCUGAAAAGUCGAUGUUGGGGCGAUGCUAACCGGUUAGCCCGGGGUUUCCGCCUCAGCUCGCCCCGGAGGCUGUUCUCUUGUUCCGCGCAUUCUUCGACCUGCUACCCGCUAAAACAGCCUCAUCCACACCACAGCUGAUCUCUAACGCUUAAUCAUCUUCAAAUUUAAUAUAUUAGGAAAUUAAAUACUCUCCAAAAUGAGGACUUGAGGCGUGUUUCUAGUUUAGCGGUCGGUUUUCCUCCAUCUCUGCCUCUUUUGUUUUGACAAAGGGAGGAAGAGGAGCCGAAUUUCUUAUUUUAUUUAUUCAUUUUUUCACUGUGCCCCACUUCAGGCGGGGAGCCGGCUUUACUGCUCCUCUCCUGUAGCGUUUGACCUCCAUGGCUCCGCACAAGCAGAGCUCCUCGGGUGGAGGCCACCACCAUGUGGGUUUCGGUUCUGGAGGAAAGACCAACGGGUUGUACCAGCCGCCCUCCGCUGCAGCCAAGAAGCCCAGCAUGCAGGAGAUCCAGGCCGACCAUGAGCUCUUCCUGCAGGCCUUUGAGAAGCCGACGCAAAUCUACAGGUUUCUCCGCACUAGAAACCUGAUCGCUCCUAUUUUCCUGCACAGGACGCUGACUUACAUGUCGCACAGAAACUCCAGGAGUAACGCCAGAAGGAAAACCUCCAAAGUCGACAAUCUGUUGUUCAAAGUGGAAAAGAUGAGAGGAGAACAGGAGACUGUCAGCCUGGCCUCUAACCUGCAGCUCACCUUUACUGGAUUCUUCCAUAAAGCUGGAAAACCGUCUCAGGAUAGCGAGAACGAGCAGACGUCCGUUUCUCUGGAGGUCCUGCUGGUUAAAGUGUGCCACAAGAAGAGGAAGGAUGUCAGCUGUCCGGUGAAACAGGUCCCAACGGGGAAGAAGCAGGUCCCUCUGAACCCAGACCCGAGCGCCGGAGUUCAGGUCAAAGCGGGCUCCCUCCCCACCCUGCUGGUCCCCAGCAGCGAGUUCGAACCCAGCAACUCCCACAUGGUCAAGUCCUACUCUCUGCUCUUCAGAGUAUCGAGGCCCGGAUGCUCCAGAGGACAGAUGAACGGGCUGAGCAACGGGGAGAACCACCACAGCAGAGAUUUUUCAGAAGAGUCCGUCAACAGGAAGAGGAGGAGCUCCUCUCUCAGGGAGGAGGGAGAAACCAUGUUUGUGGCUCAGAUGACGGUCUUUGAUAAAAACAGGCGUCUGCAGCUGCUGGACGGGGAGUACGAGGUGUCCAUGCAGGAGAUGGAGGAGUGUCCUGUGGGGAAGAAGAGGGCCACCUGGGAGACCAUUGUGGAUGGGAAGCGUUUGCCUCCAUUCGAGAGUUUCUCUCAGGGUCCGACGCUGCAGUUCACCCUGCGUUGGACCACAGAUUCCUCUGAUUGCUCCACGGCUCCUGUGGCCAAACCUUUGGCCACCCGCAACUCUGAUGCCAACCAGGACACCCGACCGAGCACACAGAGAGCCACACACACCCAGGCUGUGAAGGAAUCCAUGAGCACUGACGUUCCAACCAGGAGAGAGCCCAUCUCAGCGGAGCCCCGGCAGAAGCUACGGAUCGUCUAUCAUUUCCGGUACAGCAACAACAAACAUCAGACGGAGGCCAGAGACGACCUCCACUGCCCCUGGUGCACGCUGAACUGCAGGAAGCUCUACAGCCUGCUGAAGCACCUCAAGCUGUCGCACUCCCGCUUCAUCUUCAACUACGCGCCUGCACCUAAAGGAGCGAAUAUCGAGGUCUCCAUCAACGAUUGCUACGACGGCUCCUACGCAGGAAACCCGCAGGACAUCCACAACCAGCCCGGCUUCGCCUUCAGCAGGAACGGACCCGUCAAGAGGACCGCCGUCACCAGACUCCUGGUCUGCAGACCCAAGAGAACCGAACCCAGCCUGUCAGAGUUCCUGGAGCUGGAGGACAGCGACCGGGAGCAGAACCAGAGGACGUUCACCAGCGGACACAACCGGCUCUACUUCCACAGCGACAGCUGCAUGCCCAUGAGGCCCCAGGAGAUGGAGGAGGACAGCGAGGACGAGAGGGACCCCGAUUGGCUGAAGGAGAAGACGGUGAAGCAAAUCGAGGAGUUCACCGACGUCAACGAGGGCGAGAAGGAGAUCAUGAAGCUGUGGAACCUUCACGUCAUGAAGCACGGUUUUAUCGCCGACAACCAGAUGAAAGAGGCCUGCCUGCUGUUCGCGAAGCACAACGCCGCCGCCAUCGUGGAGCGAAACCUGUGCCGCAACUUCCUGCUGCACCUCAUCAGCAUGCACGACUUCAACCUGAUAAACACCAGGACCAUCAACGACGCCAUGGCCUGGAUCCACGACCUCCAGAACCAGUCAGCCAAGAGGGACAACGGCCAGGAGGAAGAGGAGGAGGAAGAGGAGGAGGACUGGGAGACGGCUGUGGAGUCUCAGCCGGAUCCGGAUCCCGAAGCUGCAGAGUUUAAACUCUGCGUCGAAGAGAACCAAAACAAGCUGGACGAGCAGUAAGAGGAGGAGGAGGAGGAGGCGCCAUGCAGCAGAACCAUGAACUGGAGCCAGAGACGGGAAGCUCCCAGUCUGCUCACACUUUGAACGCCUGUUUUUUUUUUUUUCUUUUCUCUAUGAUCCGUUGACGAGGCUUCAGGAAAUUUUCAGGAAUUUUAUUUUGGAUGUUUUUAAGGGUUUUAACUCUGAGGUGCUAAACUUUUCCAGGAGUGAAAAACAACCGCAGCCUGUUUGUUCUUCCACUAACGACCAAACUUGAAUCAGAGUCGAUGAAAUGAAUCCGAUUUCACGGUUUUUAUUUUCAGCCCGCGCUUCAGGGAUCAGAGCUGGAGGAAGAGGAGCAGCUCUCAGGCGCCGUGAUGUCACCGCCGACUCCUCCUCCAGGGAAAAAAAAAACUCAGCUUUAAAAAUGUCAAUAAAUUCUUUUAUUUGCUUUUUUUUUAUUUUUUUUUUGCAAAGCGAAGCCCUGAUGGAUCAGCUUAGGACGCGCCGUUAAAGUCCCGCCGUUUGGUUCUGGGUCGUGGUCAAACAUAUCCCGGUCCAAACUGGAACGUUCCGGUUCUUUUUGACCUCAAAAAAAAAGGAAAAAAUGAGCUGAACCUGAAGAAAAAGCAGCUUCCUGGUUUUUAUCACUGGUGCUAAAACGAGUUUCACUCCUCAGAGGCGACUGUCCCACAGCGCCACCUACUGCCAGCACUCCCAACAUUCUCUAAGCCCUGAACUGCCUGCAGCUCCCUGCUGUCUGAUCAAGGUGCUCCAUCGUCUCUGGACGUUUGUACAUAAAGCCGUAGGUGGGAACUAUUUAGCUUUUUCCUUCCUUCCAUGAAGCGUCGUGUUUGGUUUUAGCCUCCCGGACAAAAGGAGAUUCACUCUCUGCUUGCUCCCCCCCCAUUGUCUCUAACUUUAUUUUUUUUUUUUUUUAAGACUGCUGCAGCCAGAACCUCCUCCGCCUUUAGACAGUCUGGACGCUGAUGCUGCCUUAACACUUUAACCGACCCGGCAGAAGCGGCGUUAAAAAAAAACGACGCCGACCUGGAAAAGCUCCACUGAUGCCUCCCGAGUUUCCGCUUUAAUCCAGACUGACUGUUGUUUUUGUUUUUUAGCUUUUGACUGGAUCGUUUUGUUUUUGUUUCUUCACAACACCAGCAGCGUUUUGCACAAGACGGGAGGAGCCAUGUCAAAUAAUAAUAAUUAUAAUAAAAAUUAAAAAACUGGUCUAAAAUAUUGCUGUAAAAAAAAAAAAAAACAGAAAAAACGGCUUGAUGAUAUAAACUGUGGAA